AUGUCCACAGUUCAGAUCACUUUCAAUGAAGAUGAAUACUGGAGGCUAAAGCAGCUCCAGAUGACAGGUCCGCGGUUCACUGACACAGCUGUUAUGAAGAUAGACACCAUUGAGGAAAUCAGCCAUAAUUUUCAUACGACGGUCUACGGCGGGCAGACCCAAGGUCCUAGGACGCUGCUGGUUCUCAAGUUUGCUCACUCCGCUAAGGCUCUGGAGGAUCUUCAAAGGGAGGCAGAUCUUUAUCAGAACCAGCUCUCUCGUCUUCAGGGAACUGUGAUCCCCAUGUUCUAUGGAUUGUUCGAGGUGGUGUACGAUGCCAUCCAUAUAGGCUGCCUGAUUCUGGAGGACGGCGGUGAUAGGCACUAA
Molecule: messenger RNA, 366 nt
Organism: Gloeophyllum trabeum ATCC 11539
Lineage: Eukaryota; Fungi; Basidiomycota; Agaricomycetes; Gloeophyllales; Gloeophyllaceae
Exons: 1
Coding region: 1-366 (121 amino acids)
Source: RefSeq, a predicted model, not a curated record